AUGGAACGUUAUAAAGGAUCAAGUCAAGCAUCCAUUGAUAAAAGAUCCCACACUACUAAAGAAAGUAGUGCUCUAUCAAUUAAUAAACACAAUCAAGUACAAAAUGAAAUUGAUAAUCUCAUUCAACAAGGAAUUCUUGAGCCAAUAUAUAAAUAUGAUCCAAAACUUGAUUUUAUGUGUGUACCAAUUAUUAAUCGUGAUCAAGUUAUUAGACAAACUCGUCGACAAACAUGUGGACUUAUUUGGAAUUCAAUUCGAUCACCAAUGAUAAGUAAAUUAGUAUAUGAUGGUAAUUCUUGUGCUUUUGUAGAAAUUCUUCGAACACCAAAAGAAUGGUCACGUUAUGAUAUAGAUCUUCUUCUGCUUAAAAUUCGACAUAAGAAUUUUCUUAAUGGACUUGCUCUACGUGAUGAAUUUGUUCGUAUACUUCAAAUUAUUCUUAAACGUGAUUUUAAUGAAGAAACAAAUAGUGAAAAAAAAUAUUCUUAUGAAUUAAAAGAUGUUGAUUUUACACGAAAUACAAUUCAAUUAGUAUUUAAUAGUCGACAAGAUAUUGAAUUAACUCUUAUUAUAUCAUUAAUACUUUUAGUUGAAUUUGAUGUACCUUGUAUAGAUUUUCUUCAUGAUACAUAUACAUUACUUUGUAAUCAUAAUGAUUUUAAUGAUUAUUUAAAAUAUCAUCCAGAUAUAAAUCAUACACGUUUAACACCAUAUAAUUCAAUAAAAUUUCUAUUUGAUUAUAGUUUAACUGAAGCAAAUUUAUGUGAAUAUUUAUUACAAAAAUCAAGUCCAUUAUCAUUAAUAUUAACAGGUUUUUUAAAAUUACGAAAAGAAUGGUUAAAAUAUGUUCAACGUGCAUCAAAAUAUGCAUCAGAUACAAUUAAAAUGCAAAUACAUUCAGAAAAACAUCGUCAAUCAACAUGUUCAGUUAAUUCAGUACGAUCAGCAACAUCUAAUACAUCAACAAUGAAUAAAAUUACACAAAAUAAAAUUCCAUUAUCAACAGAAAUUGAAGUAGCAUUUGAAUGUCUAUUUUCUGUAUCAUUACUUCGUCUUUUAUUUUUAACUAUUUGUACAAAAUAUAAACAAUUUGGUGCAUCAUAUGAAAAUGAUACAGCAUAUGCUAUUGAAAAAGCAUUACAAUUAUAUAGUGAUGCUUUAGAAAAUAAUUAUCUUGAGCAUCCAUUUCUUAAAAAUAUUAAUUUUUUACCAGAUAGUUUAGUAACACAUGAAUUAAGUAUUAAAAUUGGAAUAAAAAGAUUGAUUAAAGAAAUGCAACGAGAUUGGAAACGAAAUAUACGUCGUUAG
Rotaria sordida is the source of this 1308-nucleotide messenger RNA. The record is from the annotation of a GenBank genome assembly. Lineage: Eukaryota; Metazoa; Rotifera; Eurotatoria; Philodinida; Philodinidae.